CGCUGAUCACGCGAGCGCACGCAAAGUAGUUACGCGGGUUACUUGUGUUUACGCUUUGAGGAGUGUAUUUUCAAGUUAACGAAUUUUCGUUUUCAAGGAGAAAUGGGUGUCAUUAUCAUCUUCCAGGUAGGCUAAACGCGUGUUUUAGCGCAGCUUUUUGACCUCCCACUCGUGCUGUGACGUGACUAGAGCGUCUGUAAUAAAUGAAACGCUGAAGCGUCCAGUUGUUCUGCUGCUCCAGCAGACGCGCGUUAUCUCUGUCCCAUGCGUCGGAGCUCUUUCAGACAGGACGGGAGAGGCAGCAAACUACUGGAAUACAUUAUCAGUGAUUCGCUUGAACAAAAUGAGCGGCGGAAAAAGGAUGGAGGAUGAGGCUGUGCUGGACAGAGGGGCCUCGUUACUCAAACACUUAUGUGAUGAGGAAGAAGUUGAAGGUCACCACACCAUAUACAUCGGUGUGCAUGUGCCUAAGAGCUCCCGCCGACGGAGACGUCAUCGCCGACGCACCAGUCACAAGGACAGAAAGGAGAAAGUGACUGAGAAUGCUUCGGACAGGUCAGAUGCAGAGAACAAUGAGGAGGCCAGCAACAGCAUCCUCAAACCACUCAUCACACCUGCUGCUGAGCGCAUCCGAUUCAUGCUGGGAGAGGACGAUGACAGCCCUGCGCCCCCUCAGCUCUUCACAGAGCUGGACGAGCUACUGUCUGUUGAUGGCCAGGAGAUGGAGUGGAAGGAAACUGCCAGGUGGAUCAAGUUCGAAGAGAAGGUGGAAAAAGGCGGGGAGCGGUGGAGUAAACCGCAUGUGGCCACGCUGUCCUUACAUAGUCUCUUUGAGCUUAGGACGUGUAUAGAGAAGGGCACCAUCAUGCUGGACCUGGAGGCAAACACUCUGCCAGGGGUCGUCGAAAUGAUCACUGACAGUCAGAUUGAGAACGGUCUCUUGAAAGCUGACCUGAAAGAUAAGGUCAUGUACACCUUGCUGAGGAGGCAUCGGCACCAGACCAAGAAGUCCAAUCUUCGAUCCUUAGCUGACAUUGGCAAGACGGUCUCCAGCGCAAGUAGGAUGUUUCCCCCCCCGGAUAAUGGCAGCCCAACCACCACACAUCACAACUUGACAUCAAGCAGUCUGAAUGAUAUCUCAGACAAGCCAGAGAAAGAUCAGCUGAAGAACAAGUUCAUGAAGAAGCUGCCCAGAGAUGCUGAAGCUUCCAAUGUUCUCGUUGGAGAAGUGGACUUCCUGGACACUCCUUUUGUGGCCUUUGUGAGGCUGCAGCAGGCUGUCAUGUUAGGGGCACUGACUGAAGUGCCUGUGCCCACCAGAUUUCUUUUCAUUCUUCUUGGACCCAAAGGCAAAGCCAAGUCAUACCAUGAAAUAGGUAGAGCAAUUGCUACCCUGAUGUCUGAUGAGGUAGGUGAAUUCAGAUUUGAUCUAAUU
Molecule: messenger RNA, 1435 nt
Organism: Carassius auratus (goldfish)
Lineage: Eukaryota; Metazoa; Chordata; Actinopteri; Cypriniformes; Cyprinidae
Product: electrogenic sodium bicarbonate cotransporter 1-like
Exons: 10
Biological process (GO): regulation of intracellular pH; monoatomic anion transport; transmembrane transport
Cellular component (GO): plasma membrane; basolateral plasma membrane
Molecular function (GO): solute:inorganic anion antiporter activity; sodium:bicarbonate symporter activity; monoatomic anion transmembrane transporter activity
Source: RefSeq, a predicted model, not a curated record